UCAUCACAACCGGCAAAACAGAUCACUUGGCCACCUAAACCAUCAAUGGCCGUACCACUACCACAAAACCCUAAAUCACCGAUCUCGAAUUCCCAGAGACAAUCCAAGGGAAAGGAAGCCGAACGAUUGAUUGGAAGGAAUACGGAACCAAAGCCUAUCGAAUCUUUACAACCAGUGACCACCAAUAAUCCUCCACCAUCGACCUCAUCACAACCACCCAAACAGCCCACUAUACCAGCCAAGCCAUCACACCCAGCCCUUCCACAAAACCCUAAACGAUCUACCAAUUCAGCUAAAGGACACCCUAAGUUUAGUCCAUCUUGGUAUGCUGCGAUGAGACGUGAAAAGGAACGUAAUUCAAAUGUGAAAACUUCUGGAAACAAUGUUCAACAGAAAGAGUCAAGUUCAAGUAAUGGUAAAGCGAAUGCAAACGGUCAAGGUAAAGGUAAAGGUAAAGGAAAUGAAGUUGAAAACCAAACUAAUUUAGAGAGAAAAAAGAGAAGAUGAAGGAAAAGGAAAACAUAUCUAGUCAAAAGAAGAUUGAUUUGACAUUAUAAUAUAUCUCAACAAAGAAAUCUAGUAUUGUUACUUUUUUUUCCUUUUCUAGCUUUAUUUUUUUUGAAAUAAUUUUGUGUAUGUGAGAGCAAAGUAAAAGAAAAAGUUUUUCAUGAAUUUGUUUGCAAGAAUAUAAAAUAUGUGUGCGUGUUUUUUGGUCAUGGAAGUUUAAUGAAAUUCAGAGUAAAAAAAUAUCAAGUGUUUUAAUGUAUAGAUUUUGUUUUGGUAUUGUUGUUAAGGAAGAAGAAAUGUUUGAUUCUUU
Molecule: messenger RNA, 817 nt
Organism: Melampsora larici-populina 98AG31
Lineage: Eukaryota; Fungi; Basidiomycota; Pucciniomycetes; Pucciniales; Melampsoraceae
Exons: 2
Coding region: 46-507 (153 amino acids)
Source: RefSeq, a predicted model, not a curated record